CAGAGAUGGAAGAGGCUGUGCAGUGGGCAGCCAAUGGGAUGGACCAUAAAACAGGAAUAGAGAAGAAACCUCAGGCAGAGGAGAGAGUGAGGAGGAUCUCCUCAGACCUACACUGUGAGAUUCUGGACUUGAGUGGAGGAGAUAAUAUCACAGAGCUGUGCAAAAGGAAAAAAAAGAUCAAGAAAACAAACUUGCCCAGGGUGUCUGUGGAAAGCCCUGUGAUAGGGCCCACGGAUACUGCAGAAUUCAUGAAUGCAGCCAGUCAAGGCAAACUGAAUGUAAUAGACAAGUAUCUGGCUGAUGGUGGGGACCCUAAUGUCCAUGAUGAGUUAAAGAGGACAGCACUACACCGGGCCUCUCUGAAAGGACACAUUGCAGUCAUCCAAACGCUUUUAGAGAAAGGAGCCGAUAUCAACUUUAAAGAUCAAUUGGGUUCCAGGGCCAUACACUGGGCCUGCAGAGGGGGAAGCCUGGAUGUUGUCAAAGCCCUGAAAAGCCUCGGGGCUGACCUGAAUGCUAGAGAUAAGUUGUACAGCACUCCUCUGCAUGUGGCCACAAGAACAGGCAACAACACCAUUGUUGAGUACCUGCUGUCCUGUGGUGCCAAAAUCAACUCCAGGGACAGGGAAGGAGACACAGCCCUGCAUGAUGCUGUGCGUCUCAACAGAUACAAGAUAGUGAAGCUGCUCAUAGCUUCAGGGGCAGAAACAAAUAUAAUCAAUCAUGAGAGAGUGACCGCAGUGCAGCAGGUAAAACAAUGGCAGUUUGACAUCAUGGAGACCCUGCAGAGACUGGACAACCUGAAGGAGGUGGGACCUGAAAACACCUUCAGAGAGGAGUGAAUAGUGCAAAAGAUUUACAUCUCGUUUUUUCUUUAUGACAUAACAAUAAUAAUAAUACGACUAUCUGUCUCAGGUUCAAAAUACAUUCUGUUAUAUCAAUGUAUGUCUGUGUACAUCAUAUUUGAGUAUUUGCAUUAUAUG
Messenger RNA from Anoplopoma fimbria (sablefish), 983 nucleotides. It is a transcript of the gene ankrd2, whose product is annotated as ankyrin repeat domain 2 (stretch responsive muscle). The transcript has 8 exons. Gene Ontology annotation, biological process: regulation of transcription by RNA polymerase II; positive regulation of cell differentiation. The coding region runs from base 6 to 842 and encodes 278 amino acids. Lineage: Eukaryota; Metazoa; Chordata; Actinopteri; Perciformes; Anoplopomatidae. Gene Ontology annotation, molecular function: transcription factor binding. The record is from RefSeq and is a predicted model, not a curated record.